Pelobates fuscus (common spadefoot toad) is the source of this 2791-nucleotide messenger RNA. It is a transcript of the gene SCNN1G, whose product is annotated as sodium channel epithelial 1 subunit gamma. The record is from RefSeq and is a predicted model, not a curated record. The transcript has 13 exons. Lineage: Eukaryota; Metazoa; Chordata; Amphibia; Anura; Pelobatidae. Gene Ontology annotation, cellular component: plasma membrane. Gene Ontology annotation, molecular function: ligand-gated sodium channel activity. The coding region runs from base 265 to 2238 and encodes 657 amino acids. Gene Ontology annotation, biological process: sodium ion transmembrane transport.
UGUAGGCAGUGCUUACAGCAGUUCGAGCUAACCAGGUAGCCCAGGCUUUGAUGCAGAGACUCACAGUCUUCAGAAGGAAAUUUCGCAGCACUGAGCUGCAUCACAGCUCAAGGUUUCCCAUCAUAUUCUCUGAAUAGGACUCACUGGAGCGGCAUUGCAUGCACAUUCUGCCUUACCUGCCGCUACUUUCUCAUUGUGCCCCAUUUAAAUUAUGAAAGUUUGAGUCUUUACAGAUAAUCGAGUUCUGCCUGUCUUCAGUUAAAUAUGCCGAAUGCUGGGAAGAGGAAAAUUACUCAGAAACUCAAGAAGACCCUUCCAGUGAAAGGUCCUCAAGCACCUACACUCUAUGAGUUGAUGCAAUGGUACUGCUUGACCACUAACACCCAUGGUUGCAGGAGGAUUGUGGUGUCCAAAGGUCGUCUUCGUAAAUGGAUAUGGAUUGUGCUGACUCUGAUUGCGGUGGCCCUGAUCUUCUGGCAGUGCGCCCUACUUCUUAUGUCCUACUACAGUGUGACCACCUCUAUCACAGUGACCUUCAAGAAGCUGGAUUUUCCUGCAGUGACAAUCUGUAACAUGAACCCUUACAGAUACAGCGUCAUGAAGAAAUAUUUGGCCCCUCUGGAUGCCGACACAGUCGAGGUGUUGAAAAAUAUUUAUGGAUAUCCUCCAACGUCACAACGUCGGAAACGGGAUGCAGAUACAGCUGAGAGUGUAUCAGCAAGCUAUGAAUAUAUAAAUAAAAUACCGCUGGUUAAACUAGAGGGCGUUGUUGAUGGCCAGUUGACCAUACAAGAGAUUCCAAGCGGGAAGAGGAGCAAGAUUAGUUCGCGGCUCGUGCGCAGGAAUGCUGAUAAAGCUGUUGAUGAAAAUACGGUGGGCUACAAGUUGUGCGACCCCCACAAUGCAACAGAUUGCACGGUUUUCACCUUUAGCUCGGGUGUCAACGCAAUCCAGGAGUGGUAUCGUUUGCACUACAUGAACAUCCUGGCUGAAAUUCCCAUGGAAACAAAAAUUGCUCUGGGAUAUUCUGCCGAUGAUCUCCUGGUCACAUGCUUUUUCAAUGGACAGGCCUGCGAUUCAAGAAACUUUACUCUCUUCCAUCACCCUCUGUAUGGAAAUUGUUACACAUUCAACAGCGGAAAUCAGCAAGAAUUAUUGGUGUCUUCCAUGGGCGGCAUGGAAUAUGGACUGAAAGUUGUCUUACAUAUCGAAGAGCAGGAGUACAAUCCUUACUUAGUCACAGGUGCAGGAGCCAAAAUAUUAGUACAUGACCAAAAUGAAUACCCUUUUAUUGAGGAUUCGGGGACUGAACUGGAAACAUCUUUUGAGACAUCCAUCGGAAUGCAGCUGACAGUUUCUUCAAAGCUAAGUGAUCCAUACAGUGAUUGCACUAUGGACGGAAGUGAUAUACCUAUCCGAAAUCUCUACAAAAAAGAGUAUAACCUCCAGACCUGCCUGCACUCCUGUUUUCAGCUACAUAUGGUGAGCACGUGUGGCUGUGCACAUUACGGAGACCCUUUGCCAGAUAACGCAAAGUACUGCAACUCCAAGGAGCACCCCAGCUGGAUUUACUGCUACUUUCAGCUUUAUCAGCAGUUUGUACAGGAGCAGUUGGAAUGUCAGAGCACAUGUCGCGAAUCCUGCAACUCUAAAGAAUGGGAAUUAACAAGGAGUGUAGCAAUGUGGCCAUCAGUUAAAUCCACGGACUGGAUGCUUCGUGUUUUGUCUUGGGAACUCGGAAACAAGAUAGAAAGCAGUCUUAAGGAGAAUGAUCUGGCAAACCUUGAUAUUUUCUAUCACGACUUGAAUGUUAGAUCCAUAUCUGAAAACCCAGCUAAUAGUAUUGUCACCUUGCUGUCUAAUUUUGGGGGGCAGCUGGGUUUAUGGAUGAGCUGCUCCAUGGUUUGUGUUCUUGAGAUUGUGGAGAUUUUUCUUAUCGACUCCUUUUGGGUUGUUCUUCGUCAGCGCUGGCAGAAGUUUAUCAAGUCAUGGAGAGAACAAAGGGGAAGUCCACCUGAGCAUAACCAUAAUAUUCCAGUCCCUGCCAUGACAGGGCAUGACAAUCUUGGCUGCUUAGGAGAUGAUGAUCCACCUACAUUUAAUACGGCUCUCAAAUUACCUUCAGCCACAAGCUGUGAAAUGCCACAGACUCCACCACCAAGAUACAACACAUUACGUAUUCAAGCAUCCUUCCACCAAGAACAAACUAAUUUAGAAGACAUUAUAGAACAUCUAUAAUGGAAUCAUUCUCCAUAUGUUCACUUAGGUAAUAUGAAGAGUAGCUACAGUUCAAAAAGACUUAUUUGUCUUUUGACGGGGUCAGAACUUCAUUUUGCAGACUUUUAUAAUUAUAAAUUGGUGCUCAUAAAUGCACAAAGUGAUAAACAAGAGCGUUUUUUGCACUUACAAAUGUUGUGAAGGCUCUGUAUGGAAUACCAAUUGUUGUAUCAGCGUCAGAACUUGUGAAAGGUCUCUAUACACUUAUGGGAUAUCUUAACUCAUUCACAAUGUGCCAUGGCCACACAGAGUGGAUUGUUUUAAAGCCACUAUUUCUUAUUUAUCGAAGGUGGGGUGGCCUGACGUGGUGGGCUGUAGUAUAGAGUGAAAGGUUUUGUACACUACGUAUAAUGGCUGUGAUUUGAUUUCAACAAGGAUGUGCGUGAGGAGUGACAUGGUGCCCUGCCUUGAGUCCUGCAAAGUUUUCAACCAGCAUUGAGAAUUGUAGCAUGUAGUAUAAUCACUCAAACACUACUACUUGUGUGUUGGAUUUGAAAUUUUGGUUUUUGGUUUU